GCUGUAUGUGAACGCUCUCAGACUGUCGUUGAACUUGCUCGGUGCUCUGCCUUCCUGCGGCUCAUCACAGCUCUUGGAAAACAAACUGUUUAGCCUAUUUGACACUUUGACCAACACGAGACACCGCGGGACUUCACGCUGUCAAACUGAAAACUUUGUCUGCAACUGGUGUUUCUGGAACAAGGGGUGGAGAAGCUCGCCACACAUCUGGUUUGUGCUACCUCUUAACAAUGUGAGACUCAUGGCUGGACUGAGACUGAGCACUGAACAUCUUCCCUGCUCUGGGGGUAGACAGACUGCGGCCCUGUUCACAAUCUUCUCCAUUGACUCCCUGUGCUUGUCAGGAUGAUCAUGUGACCGAUAACAACGCUGCCAGCUCACAGUGAGCAGAGUUAAAGUUCACCACAGGUUAGAUUGGGGUUAUUCAUCAUUCUAGAAAUUUACAAUGUGAGCUCACAAACAUUAAACUGCUCUGACCUGUAUAGUUACUUACUGCCAGUUUUUAUUUUUUUUUCCUCCAGGGCCAGUACUUGGUCUAGAUAAUGACAUUACCACAGUGAACCUACACUGAGAAAAAGAUGACUAAUGACAUCCUUGGCCCAUAUUCUUUGUUGAUGAUGUGGUAGAUCUAGUGAUACUGAGACAGUCAGUAGUUGCAAUGGCUGUUGCCUGCUCUAUAGAGAAAGAUCAGCCCCUCCUCCAGCUUCAGAAGGUAGACUCCAGUCGAGUUGGCAGCCGUGUUGUCUCCCCGAUCCUCAACUCCCCCCUGGAAACAAGCCAGCCCAUCUGCAUCCCCUCCCCUUACACCGACCACAGCCACGACUUCACCACCAUACCUUUCUAUAGUCCAACUAUCUUAAGUUAUGCCAGUCCGGGCAUUUCAGACCGCCCCUCCGUCCAUCAAUCACUAAGCCCCUCCUUAUUCUGGCCCAGCCAUGGCCACGUGGGGUCCCCCAUACCCCUGCACCACUCCCAGCCUAGACCUCAGUACAGACAGCCAAUCCAGAAUCCAUGGGCGGAGCUGUCGCCGCUGGAGAGCACCUUAACAACCAGUAAGAGUGUGAGGAGGCGUUCUCAGGAGAGCCAGGAGAGCGUGGUGUCAUCCGGCGGGAAGGCGGACCUCCACUACUGUGCUGUGUGUCAAGACUACGCCUCAGGAUACCACUACGGCGUCUGGUCAUGUGAGGGGUGUAAGGCCUUCUUCAAGAGGAGCAUCCAAAGACACAAUGACUACAUCUGCCCAGCAACCAAUCAAUGCACUAUAGACAAGAACCGCCGUAAGAGCUGCCAGGCGUGCCGCCUUCGCAAAUGCAAUGAAGUUGGCAUGACUAAGUUUGGUAUAAGAAAGGAGCGUGGGAACUGCAGGAACCCCCAGAUAAGGCGAGUGACCCGUCUGUCCACACAGGGCAGAACUAACAGACCAGCAGUGUUAACUGGACCAGCCGUGGGUUCACUAAUCGUGCCUCACUCUCCUGCACUGACCCCAGAGCAGCUGAUUGAGCGGAUAAUGGAUGCAGAGCCACCAGAGAUCUACCUCAUGAAAGACAUGAGGAGGCCUCUGACUGAAGCAAACGUCAUGAUGUCGCUCACCAACCUUGCUGAUAAAGAGCUGGUUCACAUGAUCAGCUGGGCCAAGAAGAUUCCAGGGUUUGUAGAGCUCGGUCUCUUGGACCAGGUGCAUCUGUUGGAGUGCUGCUGGCUGGAGGUGCUGAUGGUCGGACUGAUGUGGAGGUCUGUGGACCAUCCAGGGAAACUUAUUUUCUCCCGUGACCUCAGCCUGAGCAGAGAAGAGGGGAGCUGUGUCCAGGGCUUCGCAGAGAUCUUUGAUAUGCUGAUAGCUGCCACGUCCAGGGUGAGAGAGCUCAAGCUCCAGAGGGAGGAAUACGUCUGCCUCAAGGCCAUGAUCCUCCUUAACUCUAACAUGUGCCUCAGCUCCUCAGAGGGCAGCGAGGAGCUGCAGAGUCGCUCCAAGCUGCUGCGUCUUCUGGAUGCUGUAACGGACGCUCUGGUGUGGGCUAUCGCCAAAACUGGCCUCACCUUCCGCCAACAGUACACCCGCCUCGCCCACCUGCUUAUGCUGCUCUCACACAUCCGCCAUGUCAGUAACAAAGGCAUGGACCACCUCCACUGCAUGAAAAUGAAGAACAUGGUGCCUUUGUAUGACCUGCUGCUGGAGAUGUUGGAUGCCCACAUCAUGCACAGCUCCCGUCUUUCUCACCAGCCCACACAGCAAGAUGCAGAGGACCAGAGGGAGGCUCCUGCUCGGCCACACAGCUCUGGUAGCUGCCCUUCAAAUACCUGGACACCAGGUGGAGGUGAACCGCAGUAGUCAGAUGGAAUGAAUUUAACGCUUUGCACAAAACUAGUUCACAAAACUCUGCAGCAUGCUGAAUUCUGGGAAACUCAAGUUUUGACACACUGUGCACUACUUCUAUCGAACCUUUUCAAAUCUUCAAAGUUGAAUCUAAAGAUGUAAUUCUGCAGACAGUAUUCAUUGCCACCACCAUAUUAAAAAGCCAUCACUGAACAGAUUAAGCAAUUGCUGUCAUAAUUUGGCCAGUAGCACGCUCAUAUGUUACUCAGAUCCUGAGAUGAGUGUUACCUGGAUAACAAAGCUUAAGGGCCCGUAUCCAUCAAAGCGUUUUUUCCUGAGGCCAGGAAAUUCAUUCAUUCAAUUCAUUGCAAUGGGAGUACCGCGUUUUUACAACAUGGUGAAAACGCCAGCAGCGUGACGACGUGCUGAGCGUCCUUUCCUCGCUGGGCGUUGAGCCCGCUAGUGCUCCCUGCUGGACAUUUUCAGAAGAGCAGGUGCUGUUUUCAGCUGGAAAAAAACCCUUUGGUGGACACGGGCCCUAAGCCAGACAAUCUCAGAUAAAGACAGUAUGAGAUAAAUAUAUAAAUGUAUUUUCUAACCAUUUAAUCCAUGCAGUCACAUUUCCCAUCGUCCACUGUAUUAUUCUGGAGGCCCAACAGAGAAUGCUGUGUAUAAACAAUAACUGAAGAGAUAAACAAGCCCAUGUUUAUAAACACACGUGUAGAUUGGGAUAGGCUCGGGCGAAAUGAGAGAGAGAGAGAUUACACACACACACACACACACACACACACACACACACACACACACACACACACACAACAGGAGAUUGUUAUAUAGCUUAUAUUGAGGUAGCUACUACUUUAAUAUUGCUGGGUAUAUAUUGGAUUUAUAGAAUUUUUGCAUCAACAUGAUUAAUUUAUCUACAUAUUCUCAUCCAGUCAUUUUACCAUUAAAAAGUUUAAGAAUUGAAAUUCCAGAUAAUAGUGGAAGAGUUUCUUUUUUUUUUUUUAAAGGAAUGACAUUUUGGUAAAUCUUAUUCACUUUCUUGUUGAGUUUGAUGAGAAGAUCAAUACAACUCUUACAUCUGUAUGUAAAAUAGGUAGCUGGAGCCUGUAGCUGGUUAGCUUAGCAUAAAGACUAGAAGCUUGGGGGAAACAGCUAGCCUGGCUCUUUCCAACAGGUUAAAAAAUCUGACAAACAGCACCUCUAAGCUCACUAAUUAAAAUGUUAGGUUUGUCAAAUUCGUACAAAAACCAGUGACAUUUUUAACAUAAAUGAGAUAAUGUGUUAGUUGCUGGUAACGAUAGAUUAUGCUAAGCUAAGCUAACCAGCAGCACCACAAUUACCGUACAAACAUGAGUGGUUUCAAUCUUCUCCUCUAACUCUUGGCAAGAAAAGCAAGCAAGUGUACCGCAUUUCCUAAAAAGUUAAAUACAAAAUGACAUAGCGUGAUAGACCGUAUCUGUGGCACAUGAGAUGAAACAGUUAUUUUGUUAGCAUUCAACUGCUCCCAUGGGAUUUUGGCUAUUGUUAAAUACUAACAAUACUGUUUUAUCUUGGUUAAAAGGACAUGGUCAAUUUUUACUGUUCAGUACAGUAGCAGACCCAUUUAGCUUAAUAUAUAGACUGACAACGUUUCAGUAAGGCCACUGAAAGAUUGGAAUAAAAGCUAGAUUGGUAGCAGACUUAAGCACUCAGAUCUACUUUACUGUAGUCAACAGACUGACGUCAUAAAAACUAGAAAUUGGUCAGUUGUCAUUAAUGUUUCCGCUCAACCCCAGAAAUCAACUGUCUGAAUUCUGUCCAGAUAUUUGUUAUUGCUAAUUCUUUUGACAGCUAAUUUGUAAUUUUUGGCUUUUUCGAACUGUUGUUGCAUCACAGCAAACCAUUGUUUACCACAAGAGGGCGUUUUUAUAGCACAGUCACACACCUGAGGGCCAGAUUACUUUUGUCACUGUACAGUCCUGGCUUUAUUGUUAAAGACAACAAUUAAAACCACUCUUGUUCUUAAGACACCUUUGCACUCAUACCUGUCAAGUUUUGCUUAAAGAAAAAGAAAGUUAUUUUUGUAUCUAAGAACUCACCACAGUAGCCAUAGCUGCAGAAGGGCGCAUAGCAUGAAAAUAUGUAGACUUUGAAAUCAUUACCCCAUUCUGUACUAGUUCAGCCCUAGUGCUCCUCCCAUCACACUGUCACCAUACAUUGUAAACUGUACUAUCACUGUGUACAUGUACUCUGUUUCCAGAAUAGAUUGUUAUAAUGGAUCUGGCGUUCCCUUUUCAUGUGUUUAUUAUCUCCAUUGUGUUCCUUCACCUUGCAAAUCAAGGACAGAGGAAUCUUCAGGGAUUUGAGAUGGCAGGUGUCGACUCAUAGCGUCCCACUCUGCAUAUAAAAUGCAAUUUGCAGAUGAUCACGCUUUUUUGUCAUGUAUAAACAUGUAUUCGUUCACACCAUGAAAUAAAGCAAAAAUAUUGUACAGGUA
Molecule: messenger RNA, 4796 nt
Organism: Micropterus dolomieu (smallmouth bass)
Lineage: Eukaryota; Metazoa; Chordata; Actinopteri; Centrarchiformes; Centrarchidae
Gene: esr2a
Product: estrogen receptor 2a
Exons: 9
Coding region: 659-2329 (556 amino acids)
Biological process (GO): estrogen receptor signaling pathway; regulation of DNA-templated transcription; cellular response to estradiol stimulus
Cellular component (GO): nucleus
Molecular function (GO): nuclear estrogen receptor activity; sequence-specific DNA binding; nuclear receptor activity
Source: RefSeq, a predicted model, not a curated record